Trichomycterus rosablanca is the source of this 994-nucleotide messenger RNA. RefSeq names its product heat shock protein, alpha-crystallin-related, b9-like (gene hspb9l). The coding region runs from base 67 to 684 and encodes 205 amino acids. The record is from RefSeq and is a predicted model, not a curated record. Gene Ontology annotation, biological process: response to heat; protein refolding. NCBI's taxonomy places the organism in Eukaryota, Metazoa, Chordata, Actinopteri, Siluriformes, Trichomycteridae. Gene Ontology annotation, cellular component: nucleus; cytoplasm. The transcript has a single exon.
CAGCUGAAACGAAAAGACGACAGAGCAGCGACCAGCAGAGAACAAGCGAUCUACCAUCCACCGAAGAUGCUUUGCCCUAGCACAUUUCAGGCUCCAUUCAGCCCAUUCGUGGACUUCCACUGGCCGGUGCGCAGCCUGUGGCCUGAGACGCGCCCACUGUUCUACCAGAUGGAGCAAGAGAUGAUGAGGCACAUGCAGGAGAUGCGGAACAACCUGGAGUUCAUGGAGCGCCUCCACAAGCGGAUCUUCGACGAGAUCGACCACACUGCUUCCUCCACCGUGUUCAAGCCCAUCUCCUUUCAGCUGGCCAGAGAUGGCGAUCAGUUCGCACUGACCCUGGACACUAAAGACUUCAGCCCAGAAGAGCUGUCGGUCAAGCAAGUGGGCAGGAAGCUGCGGGUGAGCGGCAAGUCUGAAAAGAAGCAAGACGACGGGAAGGGAUCGUACUCGUACAGAUGCCAGGAGUUCCGCCAGGAGUUUGACCUUCCUAACGGCGUCAGCCCUGAGACGGUGACCUGCUCUUUGAACGACGGCCAGCUGCAGAUCCAGGCGCCCAAGGAGGGCAGCGCAGGGUCGGGUGAAAGAGUGGUGCCCAUCACAUGCAUGCCUGCAGUGAACAGCCUUCCAUCUAAGAGCCCAGAACCAGAGAACCAGGCAAGCCAGGAAGAUGCUGCUGAAAACUGAGAUCAACAAAAUAUACACAAAGCUGGAAAUGGACUCAGAGUUCAGCUGAACUGAAUUUAUUGCUGUUUGUUCAGCUACCGACCUGCAUUUUGUGAAUAACUAAGAAAAUUGUAAAAGCCUUUCUUUAUAUAGUAUAAAAAGAUGUAAUGUUUAUUUAAUUGGUUUUGUAUUUUGUAAGAACUUUUACUGGAAUCACUGGAUUUUAACUUUGCACAAAAUUAAAAGUAAUUUUUCUUUAAAAUAUUACAUUAACUGUCUCAUGAUGUACUUUGAUUUGAAUGAUUUUACAAACUUGUCUUCUUUCGAUGAU